Molecule: messenger RNA, 890 nt
Organism: Marchantia polymorpha subsp. ruderalis
Lineage: Eukaryota; Viridiplantae; Streptophyta; Marchantiopsida; Marchantiales; Marchantiaceae
Source: the annotation of a GenBank genome assembly
CCAGCAUCCAGAAUACUUGCCAAUCAUCUACGUCAGUUUCGGAGUCACAAACACUGUCCGAAAGAUCUCUGAGCUCACUUCUGGACCCCUCGAACUCCUCAGAUUACACCAGCCCUCAAUCAUGCCUUCAUUCCAGCAUGAGGUCGAGUUGGGAGUCUCUGCACCCACCAUGUGGAACAGUCUGAAGGAUCAGAACACGCUCUUUCCCAAGCUUAUGCCCGAGGCUAUUGCUAGCAUUGAGAUGAUCCAGGGUGCAGGAGAGCCUGGCACUAUUCGUCAGAUCAACUUCACACCCAUGGCCACAGCAAAUGGUGGAUUCGCAUUUGUUAAGGAGAAGCUUCUGAGUAUCGAUCUGGAGAAAUUUUCGGCCGUAUCCGAGGAGGUGGAGGGAGGAAACAAGGGUGCUUUCGGCUUCACGAAGUGGGUGCACGAGAUCAAGAUUGUACCAGUCGACGACAAGACUUCAAAGUUGGUGUUCUCGGCAGAAUAUGAGGGUGGAUCUGAGGACGCGGCUAGUAAGGCGGUCGCUCGGGCCAAGGAAUAUCUCACCAAAGCCUUCAAAACCUUUGAGGAGCACAUCAAGAGCAGCGCUUAGUUUGACCAGGUCUCGGUUCCCGCUGUGAUUUAUAUAGCUCAUUACGAUUGGUUACCAAGAAUUUGUUGCGUACUAUAAGCCAGCUGAUCACAAUAUGAGUAACACUUCGGCUACUCCCAGCCGAGAAAUAGAUCUCUCCGUUUGGCUGACUGGCUGAGUUUUUCUACAAGUCCUCGUCAGCCUCCACUGGAAGCCAUGGAAAUGUUCCGAGAGCGCAACUUGUAUCAGUGGUUUCUGUAAAUAAGAUGAAGAAACAAAAAUCUUGUCAACCUGGUCUACAGUUGCAUUUUCUUUU